AUGCUCCCUAUCAAUGGCGACUGCGAUGAUUGCGUACCUACAUAUCUCAAGAGCUCGCCGUCAAAAGCCAUCUUUUCCAUACUGCCCUUUGCUCUAACCUUUCUCUUUGUGGCGGUGAUUGUGCAUCAGAAAGUCUACCCGCUGCUGUCCUCGUCGACCAAUGACAAGCUCAAUCGAUCAGCAUUUUCUCCCACUUCUCCCCAUGGAGAGGCCUCUGCACAAUCGGCCGCGUACGAGAAACGCAUUUCCAAGCGCAUCUCAUCCGUGGCCUUCUCCGCAACCAUAGCUCUUUCAGCCGUCCUGACCGAGCUGCUCCUCUGUGAAAUCUCGAACUCGUUUAAUCCAACUACCAGGAAGAUCUCAAUUAGCGCAACCGUUACAAGUCUGCUAUGCCUGUUGGUUUUGGUCAUACCUCUAUUGGAGAUAUACUCCUUGAUCUCCCGCUUAGGAUGGAGAUUCACUGGUGGUACCAGGGCGAGCGCCCUGGCUGCUUGGGCGCUUGAGGUUAUUGGAUUCACCACAUUUCUGGCUGGCUUCUGGUUCGUCGGAGUGCUUCUACCAGAUGCCGGUGAAAGUCAAUCGAAGGCCGGCGCAAAUCUCGUCACAGCAUGCCUCGAAAGGCUAGGGAUUACGGGGACCUCAAUGAUGGCGUUGCUUUCUGGUUUUGCCGCAGUCAGCGCAAUUUGGCAGAACCUCACAACCCGAGCUCGGAUAGUCUCCGAAGCCGAUAUCAAUCGCAAGCAAGCUGGGCUAGAUGCGACGUUGGAUAUGCUUUCAGCCAAGAAGGCUCGUCUCAAGCAAUUGGAACUAAAAGUGUCAGAUGCCCCUGCGAGAGGGUUCUUUCAGAAAGCUAUGGGCUCCAUUCGUGGCAAUGCCGACAUGCAGGAGCUGAGAACGCUCGAGCUUGAGGUCUCUGGCUUGAAGACAAUGUCUGCUUCCCUGCACAACUCACUUUCUAUCCUCCGGUCCAGAAAGGCAUCACAGCUUCGGUCAUCUACGGCCAUUGGACGCGCCACGAAUCUUGUUUCCUAUGUCUUCUCUUGCUAUUGUGUCUAUCGGAUUGGUUCUAUCAUGAUCAACAUCAUCCGAAGAACUCUAUACUCAAACUCGUACUCUGCGCCUACAGAUCCCGUCACGAAUGUUAUUGCUUUGUUCGCACGACAUGUCUAUCCUUCCCUGAACCAAGCAGCUUGGGCAAGACAGAUAUCCUUCUUGCUGAGUGGGGUCAUCCUCACGGCGUCUUUCAAUGCAGUGCUACAGACGUUCCAUCUUUUUGCACGAUUUUUGCCUGGGGUUCUGCAGGCCGCCAGAUCAAAUAUCCCAUUGCUCAUUAGUCAAAUUGCCGGAUUAUACGUCAUCAGCUCAGCACUGCUGUUGAGGAAUAUGAUGCCUAGGGAGGUUGGGGGUGUGAUCAGCGAAGCGUUGGGUACUGGUGUACUUCAACCUGCAUGGACGGAGAAGUGGUUUGAUGGAUGGUUCAUUGGAUCUGUGGUGGUGACGGGUGUUGGAAUCUGGCUGAGCCACAAGGUCAAAGGUGAUGGCGUCUGGGAUGACGAUACAUGGGAUACAGAUGUUGAAAUGGGGAAACGGUUAUAG
Molecule: messenger RNA, 1596 nt
Organism: Endocarpon pusillum Z07020
Lineage: Eukaryota; Fungi; Ascomycota; Eurotiomycetes; Verrucariales; Verrucariaceae
Exons: 1
Coding region: 1-1596 (531 amino acids)
Cellular component (GO): membrane
Source: RefSeq, a predicted model, not a curated record